Molecule: messenger RNA, 1197 nt
Organism: Chilo suppressalis (striped riceborer)
Lineage: Eukaryota; Metazoa; Arthropoda; Insecta; Lepidoptera; Crambidae
Source: the annotation of a GenBank genome assembly
AAAAAUUAAUGCGAGGUUUUAGUACCUAUAUAAGACUGAUGCGAUGGACCGGUUCUUUUUCUCGCGAAAUAUAGCAAGAUGUUGCUCGUUUACACGUGGUCUGUGUUGUGUGUACUGUCGCUGCAUUUUUUGGAUUGCGAUGGACAAUUCGUCAAAUUACGUGGAAACCCGCGGUCCAGCCCGGUGCCAUUCCCGGCCUGCCGCGCCGAUAACAUCGACUGCCUUAGGCGAGGCAUUAGAACCUUCUUCGUACUCAUGGACCAAGGCCACGUGGGCAUGGAGACCGUUGACCCGUACAUAGUGAACAGCGUCGCGCUGUCGCUGCCGGAGGAUAAGAUGUCCAUUCUGCUGAGGAGGGCCAACGUCACCGAACAUAAUCUCAGUUGGAACAAUUGCAUUGACAUUUGUACAGAUGGGGCCAAGGCGAUGACAGCGCGACGUUUCCUUAACCCUAGAAAGAUAAAUCUACGCCUCAGAGGCGCCCGCGUUAAUAUGAAAAUGCUGUAUCUUCUACGCGUAUAUCGAGCUGUCCAUUUUUGUCAGCCCAGUGAUCAGUGCAUAGUAUGGCGGGAAGGUCCAUCCCGAUUUUACGCGUUGAAACCAAAUGUGGUCCUAACGAAGUACUUCACGAAUGUCCCGUUGAAUGUAAAUCCGAUUAUUGCCCUAACCCCAUUCCCGUGUAAUAGACCCAAUGAAGUGUAUAAUGAGUGCCCUCCUUUGUGCCCCACGGAUAAAUGCACUGAUGCUACAGUAACAGGCGAAUGCCCUUACUUUUGGGCCUUCUUAACUGUCAUAGAGUGUAGCCCAAAAUGCAGGUGUAAACAAAACUACUGGAGAAACAACGAUGUCUGCGUCCCUUAUGAUGAAUGUUAUGAGGUUGAAACCAACAUCACGUAUCCGUGGAGAGGGAUAAAAGGCAUUGACAAUGAAGACUAUAUCUUAAUAGGAUCAGAAAGAAUUGCUGUGAGGAACACCCGUACGCCAUCCUACUUUCUGCAACCAAAUACUGAAGACACGUUUACAAUAGACACGAUACUACAACAAAAACAAUCUGUCCUGGAUCACUUGGCUAAUGAAAUAACUACCGCAUUAAUGCAUACUGUAGUUGAUAAUUUUAGACUAUUUGCAAGUAAGGUGCCUUUCUUGACCAGCUCACAUAAUAAACCAGAAAAGACUACAUCUGGAGGCACCCCAUGA